AUGGCCAAUCACACGCUAAUCUAUCUCGCGGUGUUGCUCCUUGCAUAUUACUACUUCUUCCGUCGGUCACGAAAGAGGCUCUACGAACUGGCGGCCAAACUUCCGGGUCCUUUCGAUUUGCCAAUCAUCGGAAGCAUUCACAUUGGCUUUGGCAGGGGACCUGAGGAGAUUUGUGAUUAUCUGAUGCAGUACAUACACAAAAUUCCAUCCCUAAUGCGCGGCUGGAUUGGACCGUACUUAUUCCUAGCCGUUUCGGAUCCGGAGCAUGUUGCCAUGAUUCUCAACUCGCAGGAUUGCGUGAAAAAAUCCUACGUCUACAAGUGUUUACGGUUUGAUAAAAAUUUGCUCAACGCACCACCGGAUUUGUGGCGAAAACUACGUAAACAGCUCACUCCGGCCUUUUCGAUGGGAGCUUCGCGGACAUUCGUGCCCGUGUUCAACGAAAAGGCCGAUACGUUAGUCGAGUCUUUGAGUGGGUCAGUGGGUCAAGAAAGCUUCGAUGUACUUCCCGCCGUUGCAGGCUUUACGCUGUCGACGACGACGAUCAAUACACUGGGUUUGGAUAUUGACAACGAAACUGGCGACUACAAGGAACGUUACCACGAAAACGCAGAAAAAAUGUUUACGAUUCGAUGGUCCAGAAUCUACAAACCAUGGCUGCACCCAGAUUGGGUAUUCAAAUUUACGUCCGCUUACCGCGAAGAGCAGCAAAGGCUGAUCAUGUUUCAAGAGAUGUCCUCUAAGAUGUGCACAAUAAGAAAGGAAACACGGCUUCAAAAUCCUAACAACGCGUCCGAGCGAGAUGAUGACAACGUUCGUCGGCCUCAACGCUUCAUCGAUCAGCUGGAAAAGAUGAACCUGGAGCAAAUGGAUAUGGUUGAUAAUCUGGAUAGUAUCAUAUUCGCUGGUAACGAUACAACGGCUACCAUGAUCUCAUCCGCGAUUCUACUGAUGGCCAUGCAUCAGGAAGUGCAGAAUCGUGCCUAUCAGGAAGUGAUAGAUACCACACCGCAUGAGUACAUUGACUAUGGGGACUUGUCCAAAUUGGAGUACCUGGAGAUGGUGAUGAAGGAAUCCAUGCGAUUACUGCCCGUGGCCCCGGCAAUUGCCCGGGUAUGCGAGAAGGAUAUCCAACUGGGUGAAUUCACCGUUCCAGCCAACACUCAGCUGAUAAUACCCAUAAUGAAGGUCCACCGGGACAGACAGAUAUGGGGCGAACGGUCCGAUGAGUUCGAUCCGGAACACUUCUCACCGGAAAACUGCGCCAAACGACAUCCGUAUGCAUAUCUGGCAUACAGCGGUGGCAUCAGAAAUUGCAUCGGCAUGAAAUACGCUUCUAUUGCGAUGAAGAUCUUGCUAGCUAAACUGCUCAAAAGCUACAAGUUUUCCACUGAUCUUAAACUGUCGGAACUGAAACCCUACGCUUCGAUUGUAAUGAAACUGACCAACGGCUAUAUGGUCAGCAUAGAGCGACGAACUCAUUCAAAUUUAGAGAUGUAUCACAUAAUCGUACAAAUCGUUCUGUUCUGCGUUGCAUUCUACAUUACUCACUGUUGGCGCAACCGUUACAUCCUCCGGCAGCUAUGGCAUCUACCUGGUCCUCCAAACCUCCCGUUGCUAGGUUCGAGCUACAUCUUUCUGGGCAAAAGCUAUUCCCAAAUAUUCCACGCAUUUCACCAAAUUACCACCAAAUAUGGACGCAACGGAAGCCCUGUCCGAUUCUUCCUGGGUCCAAUGCCAUUUGUAAUCAUAAAUAACCCGGAUCACGCUCAAGCCAUUUUGACCUCGGCCGCCUGUCUGGAUAAGCCAUGGAUCUAUCGGUACACUCCUUUGGACGGAAUAUUUUCGCUCCCAGUUCAAAAAUGGCGCUUUCACAGAAAAGCCAUCCAACCAAGCUUCAAUUGGGCCAUUUUGAAGGGUUUCAUCCCGAUUUUCAAAGCCAAAGCGGAUGUCCUGGUGCAAAAACUGAGACAGCAAGCUUCCAAAAGCGAAGUGUUUGACAUCUAUGGAUACGUCGCGGCUUGUACGUUGGAUAUGGUGUAUGCGACUACCCUCGGAAUAGAAAUGAACAUCCAGCAGCAGACGACCUGUGAAUACCUUGAUGUGCUGGAAGAACUGUUCGAACUGGUAACUAAUCGCGUAACCAACGUUUUUCUCCAUCCAGAAUGGAUCUACCGACUGACCCGCUAUCACAGACGGGAGUCCCACGUACGCAGGAUUUUUCGAACACCUGCUCAGGAAGUGCUCCGACAGAAACCGAUCCUCCUGAACGCAUCCGGGCCUGAUACAAACUCCAUGAAACCUCAAAUUUUCAUCGAACAACUAUACCGAAUCGCUAGGAAAGACCCUCGCUUCGAUAAGAAUGCGAUCGAGAAAGAGCUGAACACGAUGAUUUUCGGGGGUAACGAAACAACAGCCGUAACAAUGGCAAAUACAUUGCUUCUCAUAGCAAUGCAUCCCGCCGUUCAACGUAAGCUGGUUGCCGAAAUCGAUGAAGUUUUCGGUGACUGCUUGGAGGACAUAACCAUUGAACAGCUACAACAGCUGACCUAUAUGGAAGCGGUGCUGAAGGAAGCCAUGCGACUGUGGCCGAUUACAACGAUUCUCGGGAGGAAAACUAGCUCCGAGGUGCACCUGAAUGAACUGAUAAUCCCAGCCGGUGUAAACUUGGUCGUAGAUGUUUUCAGCAUCCAUCGAAAUUCACAGUUCUGGGGUGCCAAUGCAGAUCACUUUGAUCCGGAUAGGUUUCUUGAUGGUAAUCACCAUCCGUACGCGUUUCUAGGAUUCAGUGCAGGUCCACGAAACUGCAUCGGAACACGUUACGCCUGGAUUUCGAUGAAAAUUAUGCUGGCGAGUGUGCUGCACGGUUUGGAACUGGCUACGCCACUUCGGCUGGAGGAUAUUGACUUGAAGCUGGCCAUGACGUUGAAGGUUGUGAACAAACAUAUGGUCACUGUUAGCGAAAGACACGGGAAAUUGUAG
Ochlerotatus camptorhynchus is the source of this 2982-nucleotide messenger RNA. RefSeq names its product cytochrome P450 4C1-like. Bases 1 to 2982 code for a protein of 993 amino acids. The transcript is spliced from 6 exons. Lineage: Eukaryota; Metazoa; Arthropoda; Insecta; Diptera; Culicidae. Gene Ontology annotation, molecular function: monooxygenase activity; iron ion binding; heme binding. The record is from RefSeq and is a predicted model, not a curated record.